AUGGGUUCAGAAACGUUUCUGGAAGUGAUAUUGGCAAUCAUCCUCCCAACUGUGGGACUCUUCCUUCGUUUUGGCUGUGGAGUGGAGUUCUGGAUAUGUUUGUUGCUGACGAUAUUGGGAUAUAUACCUGGAAUCAUAUAUGCAUUGUAUGUCCUCGUCGUAUAAUUAAAAGCUUUGGAUGGUCAAGGAGAAUAAUGGAUGAUUGCAAACAUGAUGUGUGUUUUGGUGUGGGUGUUUAGUUUGG
Molecule: messenger RNA, 244 nt
Organism: Pyrus x bretschneideri (Chinese white pear)
Lineage: Eukaryota; Viridiplantae; Streptophyta; Magnoliopsida; Rosales; Rosaceae
Product: salt stress-induced hydrophobic peptide ESI3-like
Exons: 2
Coding region: 1-165 (54 amino acids)
Cellular component (GO): membrane
Source: RefSeq, a predicted model, not a curated record